Molecule: messenger RNA, 945 nt
Organism: Solanum stenotomum
Lineage: Eukaryota; Viridiplantae; Streptophyta; Magnoliopsida; Solanales; Solanaceae
Exons: 1
Coding region: 1-945 (314 amino acids)
Source: RefSeq, a predicted model, not a curated record
AUGACUAUGGUACGAACUAUUAUUGCCAUUGUUGUUUCACAAAACUGGUCUCUUUAUCAAAUGGAUGUCAAAAAUGCUUUUCUCCAUAGUGAUCUUAAAGAAGGUAUUUAUAUGAAACCUCUACCUGGUUUGUUCUCAUCACCUACAUCAGAUGUAUGCAAGUUGAAGCGGUCUUUAUAUGGAUUAAAACAAGCUCCAAGAGCUUGGUUUGAUAAGUUCUGGUCUACUUUGCUACAAUUUUCUUUUGAGCAGAGAAAAUAUGACUCAUCUUUGUUUCUUCGGAAAACAUCUACAAGUUGUGUUCUUCUUUUGGUGUAUGUAGAUGGCAUUAUUAUCACAGGAACUGAUUCUUCACUAAUCACUUGCCUCCAACAGCAGCUUAAAGAUUCUUUUCAUAUGAAAGAUCUUGGCACUCUUACUUAUUUUUUGGGUUUGGAAGUUCAUAAUGUUGCUUCAGGUGUAUUUCUAAACCAACACAAAUAUAAUCAGGAUCUGAUUUCUUUAGCUGGUCUUCAAGUUUCCUCCUCCGUAGAUACUCCACUGGAAAUGAAUAUCAAGUAUCGUCGUGAGGAAGGCGAUCUUCUUCCUGAUCCAACUAUAUUUCGACAAUUAGUUGGGAGUCUAAAUUACCUUACUAUUACUAGGCCUGAUAUCUCUUUUGCAGUUCAACAAGUUAGUCAAUUUAUGCAAGCUCCCCAUCAUCUCCACUUGGUGGCUGUUCGUCGCAUCAUUCGGUACCUUCUAGGAACAUCUACUCGUGGAUUGUUCUUUCCAAGUGGUUCUCCUAUUCGUCUUAAUUCUUUUAGUGAUUCUGAUUGGGCGGGAUGUCCUGAUACUCGUCGUUCAGUCUCUAGUUGGUGCAUGUUUCUUGGAGAGUCAUUGAUAUCUUGGAAGAGUAAAAAGCAAGAUCGUGUGUCAAAAUCUUCAACAGAGGCUGAAUAUUGA